AUGGCUGCGAGAGUGCUGUUGGGACGGCGUGUCGCCGCGCCUUUCAUGGCCGCAACUCUCGCUGGAGGAGCUCUAAUUCCCUCGGUCGCCUUUGCUGAGGCCCCGGAAGAUCUGUCCAAGAAGCCCAUCUACGACGACUUCGAGAUCCCUAUCCCCCAAGGCCGCCGGCCCAACGCCAUCGCCCUUUUCAGACACCAUCCCGCGGGCCUCGUCACCAGAGUCGCCAUCAGCAGAGACACAGCCGCUGCCAUUGGCCGCGCCCGGCUGUUCCUGUACGAGCACGCCACGCGGGCCGAGGACGCCGUGAACCGGGGCAUGGACCAGGCCUUCCACCUGGAGAAGUCCUUCACGCAGACGGUGGCCUCGCUGGCGCCGCCGCGCGAGAGCGGCGAGCAGCUGAUGCCGGGCCUCGUCUACGUCCUGGUCGCCGGCAUGGCGGGAAGCAUCGUCAGCCGCAACCGCAACAUCCUGCUCCGCGCCGCGGCCCCCCUCGCCUUGGGAGUCGGCGCCGGCUGGCUCGUUCUCCCCGUCACCAUGAACAAUGUCAGCGGCCUGCUCUGGAAGUACGAGCAAAAGUUCCCCGUCAUUGCCGAGGCCCACAUCCGGACGCGUGAGAACAUCUUCAAGAGCUUGGAGAUGGCCAAGGUGCACUCUCAGGUUAGCAGACAAUAUGUAGACGAAAAGGUCACUGGUGUGCGAGACGCAGUCGAGGACUGGGUUAAGAAGGGCAAAUAA
Molecule: messenger RNA, 735 nt
Organism: Pestalotiopsis fici W106-1
Lineage: Eukaryota; Fungi; Ascomycota; Sordariomycetes; Amphisphaeriales; Sporocadaceae
Exons: 4
Coding region: 1-735 (244 amino acids)
Biological process (GO): cristae formation
Cellular component (GO): MICOS complex; mitochondrial crista junction
Source: RefSeq, a predicted model, not a curated record